Melanotaenia boesemani (Boeseman's rainbowfish) is the source of this 524-nucleotide messenger RNA. RefSeq names its product cytochrome b-c1 complex subunit 9 (gene uqcr10). The record is from RefSeq and is a predicted model, not a curated record. Bases 36 to 224 code for a protein of 62 amino acids. Lineage: Eukaryota; Metazoa; Chordata; Actinopteri; Atheriniformes; Melanotaeniidae. The transcript is spliced from 2 exons. Gene Ontology annotation, biological process: mitochondrial electron transport, ubiquinol to cytochrome c.
ACAUCCGUUCUUGCGCAGAGUGUAACACCAACGACAUGGCGCUGACUAAAACUGUCUACAAUCUUCUCUUCAGGAAGACAUCUACCUUUGCUGUAACCAUCAUGGUUGGAGCGGUUUUCUUUGAGCGAUUAUUUGAUCAAGGUGGCGACGCCAUUUUUGAGCAGUUGAAUCGCGGGAAACUAUGGAAACACAUCAAGCACAACUACGAAAUUAAAGAAGAGUAAUAGAACACAGCCCAUGGUUAUGUAAGGCUGGAGAGCAAGUGUUGUUUCCAUUACCAUUCUUCCUGGAUUGAACACCUGAGUCAAGCAGCUAUCAACAUGGACAAUGUGCUCCAAGUCACACCUAGGCAGGAACCGUCUGUCAGAGGACCUGUGGAAACUGACUGACUGUCCAGACCACCACGAAGAUGGAGCGAAGGUUCCUGUCGCCUCGUCCCAUGACUUUCUGAUCAUUUGUAAUGCCCUUGUUGUCCUCUCAGAUUGCAAAUUGUUAAAUUAAAUAUGUGUUGAUGUCUUACAGGC